Messenger RNA from Osmia lignaria (orchard mason bee), 1766 nucleotides. Its product is annotated as methyltransferase-like protein 25B. NCBI's taxonomy places the organism in Eukaryota, Metazoa, Arthropoda, Insecta, Hymenoptera, Megachilidae. The record is from RefSeq and is a predicted model, not a curated record.
CAUGGCCGCAGCUAGCGACAUUUGGUGCACAUGUAGAGUCUGUAUAAAAAUUCGUGUCACGAUCGACCAAAUAUUUUCCGUUUUAGACGUACACGGUUGGCUAUUGAACUCUUACAUCGUGGACUUUUUUCAAGAAAACUUAUGGGAGAAAUUGCCAGGAAGUUGGAGGUUUACUUUGCAAGAUACACCUCCUCAAGAGUUUGGUAAAUGGCUGGCAGGAGACAUCUUGUGCAAACGAGUGUGGCCUUUGUCAUUACUUGCACUUCGUCAAGUGACUAAUAUUCUACAGGUGAACAGAAACCAUGAGGACCCAGAAAGUAUUAUAUCUUGUGAACCCAAUAUACCAAAUAAUAAUAACAAUAAUGAAACAUUUAGAAAGGAUAAGAAUGAAGCAUUUGAGGAGUUACAUUCCCAGGAUCAUAAAUUUAGAAACUUGUUCUCAAAACACAUAAAAAAGAAAAAGAGAUAUGAGAUACAAGAGAUAGCUGAAGUGUGUGCAGAUUGUGCCUAUGAAGCUAAUUGUAAAUGUAUCGUUGAUAUUGGAGCUGGAAUGGGUCAUUUGGCUCGUAUCUUAGCUUUUCGAUAUGGGUUAUAUGUUACUUGUAUUGAACAAGAUUGUAUAUUGUUGCAACAAGCUAGGAAAUGGGAUGAAGAAUUACUGGUGUCUAUAAGAAAGCAUUUACCUAAUUUUAGUGAAAAAUGUCCACAGCAAUUUAUAGCAAAGUUGGAACCAGCAAAUUUAGUUGAAUCAAAAUUAGUUAGUCAAUUACAAGAAUUAUUUCAAAAUAAAUUCAUUUUAAACGAAGCAGAAAUUAAAUUUGGUCUUGUAGGACUUCAUCCUUGUGGAGAUUUAGCUCCAAUAUUGUUAAAACUUUACUCAUCCACAGACGAAGCAAAAUUUAUUUGUAUUGUAGGAUGUUGUUACAUGAAAUUAACAAUACAUUCAGAAAUAAGUGGAUUAAAGGGGUAUCCACUUAGCAAGUACCUGAUGUUGCGUAAAAAUCAUUUGCUAACUUAUACAUCAUUAGAAGUAGCAUGCCAUGCUAUUGAAAAAUACUGUGACAAAUUAAAGACUGGAUGCUAUGAAGAUUUAAUAGUGCAUACUUAUAGAGCAGCUUUAGAGACUAUUUUAAUAAAAAAAUGUGAAAAAUUAAGGCAUAGUCAAUUGAGAAAUGUUAAAGUAACAAAAGGGAUGUCAUUUAAACAAUAUUGUACUGCAGCAACAGCACAUUUUGACAAUAAUUUACAGAUACAAGAUUCUGACAUAAAUAAUGCAGAAAUCAAUGGCUAUCUGAAUCAGUGGCAACAAGUUAUAAUAUUUGGAUCGCUUAGAAUGAUGUUGGCGCCAUUGGUCGAAACCAUUGUAUUGUACGACAGAUUUUUAUUCUUAUCCGAGAAAAGUUUGACGCCAACACUAAAACCAGUGUUCGACAGCCGGCUGUCACCACGAAAUUUAGUGUUAAUGUCAAGGAAAAAAUAACCGAGCGGUUUAUUGUUCCUCGAUCACUUAUCGAUAAAUAAUCCCACUUACCUUAAUCUUCACUCUUGAACUCUGUACAAUGUAUCCUCGCAGUUGGACUUCCCGCGUCCAUGAAUCAAAAUCUCUCCAGAUUACAAUGUGCCUCCUUGAUUGGACAAUACCGUUUAAUUACAGUCGUUGAUUCGAACAAUCUACCUUAAUUGUCUUUGCACUUUCAAACACGGCAGUGAUAUAUUUGAACGCGUCUCGCACCGUUUAAUUCGACGCGUUAUUUAAGAAAAUACUC